CAAUUAUCUAAAAGAAACUACUGUAGUAACCAGAAUAUCUAGCAGCCAAAAAAUCCACAAAAACAAAACACCAAAAACACAAGGUAAAAAAAAAAUCCAAAAAAACUCAAUCCCCACCACCACAUCAUCAUCAUCAUCAUCGUGUUAACAUCCCCUUCUCCUCACACCCAGUAAACCAAAAAUCUCCUCAAAACCCACAAGUCCCAGAAAGGCAAAUAGACAUGAACAUGGAGAUCUCAUCAGUAACCCUAUCUCUUCCAAAACCCCCACGUUCUCUUCCCUUCUCUUCCUCUAACUCCACCUUCUUUAACACCACUGCUUUCUUCAACAAAACCAAGUCCUGUAACUCUCUGGUUCUUGGCAAAACAACAAGUGGAAGUCAGAGGGCUAAAAAGGGUCUAACUUGCAAUGCUUUGUUUGGUCUAGGAGUGCCUGAACUGGUUGUUAUUGCUGGAGUGGCUGCUUUGGUUUUUGGGCCCAAGAAAUUGCCUGAAGUGGGAAAGAGUAUUGGCAAGACUGUCAAAAGCUUCCAACAGGCAGCAAAAGAGUUUGAGUCCGAGCUUAAAAAGGAACCUGAAUCUGAACCAGAGACCCCGGGAGAGCAACCUAAAGCAAUCAUUGAAGAGAAGAAACAAGACGUCGAAGUCUCUAGCUCUAAGGAGAGUGUAUGAGUUUGUAGACAUAUGUAGUUGCUACGUUUUCUCUAGCCCUAAGCUGUUGUGUCCUCUUCUUUAGAUCAGAUUAUUCAUAUUCAUUUGCGUUGUAGAUGAGUGAGAAACCUUGAUCUGGCAACAUAGUAAACCAUCAUGUUUUUGUAUUCUAUUUUUCAUGAUGCCUGAUAAAGAAGUUAACGAACUAGGUCAGCUGGCACGCAAUCGUUGCAGGCAAUGUAACAAUUUUUGCAUCUGAA
Populus nigra (black poplar) is the source of this 910-nucleotide messenger RNA. RefSeq names its product sec-independent protein translocase protein TATA, chloroplastic-like. The transcript is spliced from 2 exons. Gene Ontology annotation, cellular component: membrane. Lineage: Eukaryota; Viridiplantae; Streptophyta; Magnoliopsida; Malpighiales; Salicaceae. Gene Ontology annotation, biological process: protein transport by the Tat complex. The coding region runs from base 222 to 671 and encodes 149 amino acids. The record is from RefSeq and is a predicted model, not a curated record.